Molecule: messenger RNA, 420 nt
Organism: Diaporthe citri
Lineage: Eukaryota; Fungi; Ascomycota; Sordariomycetes; Diaporthales; Diaporthaceae
Exons: 1
Coding region: 1-420 (139 amino acids)
Source: RefSeq, a predicted model, not a curated record
AUGGCUUUGUCGUCGGACCAGCUGGUUGUGGCCACUUUGGUCCUCGCGGUGCUCGUCUGUUUCGGCAUCUGGGUAGGGCUCUUUCUACACGGUGUACCAGCAACCCGACAUAGUCCGGUCACCGUAGCUGGCCGGCUAGAUGCUGGCCCACUUCAGGUGGGAGAUGCCCUUCUGGUGCAACUCAGUGGUCAGAACGCCUACGUGAAAGCACUUGAGCUGGACGGCGAAUCCGUCGGCUGGGCUGUUGCUGGGCAGCACGUCGUCAUCUACCUAUCACAUGUCGACGAGGAUAACAUCCGCAUCGGAAAUGCCAUCUGCCCUCCCUUCAGCGCCGGUCCCAUGCGUCAAUACCUUCACCAAGAAGUGAUCAUGCUGCUGCCCUCUGGGAAAGAAGGGAAAGAAGGGAAAGAAAACAUUUAG